CAGAUGCAGCCGUGGAGCGCACACAAGAGCAGCAAUCCAGCCGUGGCCGCUUCCGCAGAACAGCGCAGCUCGUUUGCAAAUUCAUGAAGAGGAUUCGUCAGGAAGAGACCAUCACCAGGGGCGCUGGGUUCAGACCAUACUCGCCCAUCUUCCAAAGCAAGACCAGUGCUGCCCUGCUGUAUAUGCUUGUAGAGGAAGGUUUUUACAAUCCAAAGCAAGUGCCUGCCAUGGUGAGGUACAUCCACCAGUGGCUCCUGGCCAAUGAUUCCGCUGAGCACAGGCUGGACAAGACCCUGCUGGAUCUCACUGAAGCACAGCGUGAUGAUGUAGUCAUGACGCUCCUGCGUGUGGCCCCGUCCUGUGACAGAGCUGCCAUGGCCAUGUGGAAGACCAUCAUGUGCUCGCCCAGGACUGCAAAGCCAGUGCAGCUGACACUCCUGGAUGUGCUGGGGAACUGGCCUGAGCACAGCACGUGCACCUCCGAUGGGGACAAAACGGGUGUCUUUGCCCUGGCUGCAACUCUGGUGAUGUGGAAGAUCCUCCAGGUGCGCUGUGUCCCACAUCUAAUGAAGUUUUAUUUCCCACACCUGUUUGUGCACCUGCUCUUCCAAGUGUUCUUCAGCACAGAAGGGAUGCCAAAGAAGGUUGAUACCUUCUGGAAGGGAUGCCAGGAAGAACACGGCCUUGCCAGCAGCCCCAACAGCUUUGCAGUGCGGACCCUGAAGUUGCUGCUCUGCCGAAAGCAGUACAAGGAUGUGGUGGUGGCAAUGGAACGCAGGGGUGCCUGGGACACGCUGCUCUGUGCUGACACCCACCACUAUGCCGUGGGUCUUCUGGCCGGGGAGAUGUCCUGCGUCUCCAUACCCUCCUGUUCCCGGGUCUUUCGCUACCUGCUCCGGCUGCUGAGCACACAGGAGCUACGCUGGGAUCUGCCUGCCCUGGCAUUCCUUGUGGAGGUCCUCGGGUGCCUGGACUUGAGGGAACGUGAUGCUGACAGAGUCCUGCAAAUCUUGUCAAGGCAUCUGCAGAGCAAGUGCAGGGAGAGGCGUCACCUGGCACUCAGGGCCCUUCUCAAGCUCACUGAUGAUCCCUCAAUGAUGCCCGAGUGCUUCGGGACAGGCCUUUGGCCUCCAGGCCCUGCAGCAGCAGGGUGGCGCUUCACAGACCUGUGUUCCGCGCAGACCGAAAAAAUGUGA
Passer domesticus (house sparrow) is the source of this 1196-nucleotide messenger RNA. Its product is annotated as maestro heat-like repeat-containing protein family member 7. Gene Ontology annotation, cellular component: cytoplasm. The coding region runs from base 84 to 1196 and encodes 370 amino acids. The transcript has 9 exons. The record is from RefSeq and is a predicted model, not a curated record. NCBI's taxonomy places the organism in Eukaryota, Metazoa, Chordata, Aves, Passeriformes, Passeridae.